AUGAGAGAGGAAGCUAGAAGACUUUUUUGUUCUAUUGCCAAUCUGUCACAGAUUAAGGGCAGUUGGAUUUGGGAAAAUAUUAGACAAAGGAGAGAAAAGGUUGACUGGCAUCGGCUGAUCUGGUUCCCAGCUCAUGUUCCUAAAUUCUCUGUGGUUGCUUGGAUGGUGAUGCUGGAUAGACUGACAACAAAGGACAGACUUGGGCGUUUUGGUAUUAUGACUGACAAUCUAUGUGGUCUGGGUGGGGCUAGUCAGGAAACUCGUAACCAUCUGUUCCUGGAAUAUUCCUAUUCUUGUGAGGUUUGGCGCUCCAUUAUGAACUUUUGUGGUUUGCAUUACCAACUGUCGAGUUGCUGGGAUGAUGCUAUACGCUGGAUGCUGAAAGCAAGGAUUGCUUAUUCUUUGAGUGCUCCUUCUCGAGGAAAAUUUAGGUUUCUAUUUGGAGAAUUUGUGGUAUAA
Molecule: messenger RNA, 459 nt
Organism: Hibiscus syriacus
Lineage: Eukaryota; Viridiplantae; Streptophyta; Magnoliopsida; Malvales; Malvaceae
Exons: 2
Coding region: 1-459 (152 amino acids)
Source: RefSeq, a predicted model, not a curated record